AUGGCCUUCCAAGAAACCCAUUCUUCUUCUUCUUCUUCUUCUUCUUCUUCUUCUUUCACCCAUCCAUCAACUUUCGAUGUAUUCUUGAGUUUUAGAGGUGAAGAUACUCGAAACAAUUUUACUGCUCAUUUAUGCGCAGCUUUGCGUCGAAACGGAAUUAACACCUUCAUGGAUGAUAAGCUUAGAAGUGGAGAGAAAAUUUCACCAGCACUUCUCAAAGCCAUUGAGCAGUCAAAGAUUUCAAUCAUUGUAUUCUCUAAAAACUAUGCAUCAUCUCAUUGGUGCUUGGAUGAACUAAUGAAGAUCCUCGAGUGUAGAGAAAUAAGGAAGCAACAAGUUUUACCGUUGUUUUAUGAUGUAGAUCCGAAGCAAGUACGGAACCAAAUUGAAAGUGUUGGAGAAGCAUUUGCCAAACUUGAAGAAAGGUUCAAGGAUGACGAAAUGAAGGUGAAUGGGUGGAAGACAGCCCUAAGCGACAUGGCCAAUUUGUCAGGAAUGCAUCUGGCAAACAGGAAUGAACCUGAAUUCAUGUACGAAAUCAUUAAAUGGGUGGAUUCGAUAUUAGUAAACAACACAUACUUCAAAGUUGCUCAGUAUCCAGCUGGAAAAGAAUCUCAUGCACAAGAUGUGAAGUCACUUAUAGAUAUAGAGAAGAAGGGCAUUACGUGCACAAUAGGGAUCUUUGGAACGCGUUGGAUUAGAAAGACAACUAUUGCCAAAGCAAUUCAAAAAGUUAGUCGCAAAAGGAAUGAACCUGAAUUCAUGUACGAAAUCAUUAAAUGGGUGGAUUCGAUAUUAGUAAACAACACAUACUUCAAAGUUGCUCAGUAUCCAGCUGGAAAAGAAUCUCAUGCACAAGAUGUGAAGUCACUUAUAGAUAUAGAGAAGAAGGGCAUUACGUGCACAAUAGGGAUCUUUGGAACGCGUUGGAUUAGAAAGACAACUAUUGCCAAAGCAAUUCAAAAAGUUAGUCGCAAAAGGUGA
Messenger RNA from Corylus avellana, 984 nucleotides. The record is from RefSeq and is a predicted model, not a curated record. Lineage: Eukaryota; Viridiplantae; Streptophyta; Magnoliopsida; Fagales; Betulaceae.